UCGGAGGUCCCGCGGGGUCUUCCUGCGCGCGCGGCUGCGGAGGCCCGGGGGAGGCACCCGGGAGACCCCGGCCUGCCCGCGUCCCCGGCGCCCCGCGCUCCCCGUCGGAAGCCCUCGGCGUCCUGGAGCCUCCUGGUGUCUCCCCGCGGGGCUGCUCUCUUCCCAGGGAGACCUCAGUUCCAAGGUUUGGCUCAUGAUUGACAGCUCAGAGAGAGAAUUGGAGGGAGGAUGGAUGCAAAAGCUCGAAAUUGUUUGCUUCAACAUAAAGAAGCUCUGGAGAAGGAUAUCAAGACAUCCUACAUCAUGGAUCACAUGAUUAGUGAUGGAGUUUUAGCAAUAUCAGAGGAGGAGGAAGUGAAAAAUCAGCCUACCAAACUUCAACGAGCAGCUGUUCUCAUGAAAAUGAUACUUAAAAAGGAUAAUUACGCCUACAUAUCAUUUUACAAUGCGCUUCUACAUGAAGGAUAUAAAGACCUCGCUGCCCUUCUCCAUAGUGGCAUUCCUGUUAUUUCGUCUUCCAGUGUCAAAGACUCAAGUGGUGGAAUAACUUCGUAUGUAAGAACAGUGCUAUGUGAAGGUGGAGUACCGCAGAGGCCAGUUGUCUUUGUUACUAGGAAGAAGCUGGUGAAUGCAAUUCAGCAGAAGCUCUCCAAAUUGAAUGGUGAAUCAGGAUGGGUCACAAUAUAUGGAAUGGCAGGCUGUGGAAAGUCUGUAUUAGCUGCAGAGGCUGUUCGAGAUCAUUCCCUCUUAGAAGGUUGUUUCCCAGGAGGUGUACAUUGGGUUUCAAUUGGAAAACAAGACAAGUCUGGGCUUCUGAUGAAACUGCAGAAUCUUUGCACACGGUUGGAUCAGGAUGGGUCUUUUUCCCAGAGGCUCCCACUUAAUAUUGAAGAGGCUAAAGAUCGUCUUCGCAUUCUAAUGUUGCACAAGCAUCCAAGGUCUCUGUUGAUCUUGGACGAUGUUUGGGAUCCUUGGGUAUUAAAAGCAUUUGACAAUCAGUGUCAGAUUCUACUUACAACCAGAGACAAGAGUGUUACAGACUCAGUAAUGGGUCCUAAAUAUGUAGUUCCUGUGGAGAGUGGCCUAGGAAAAGAAAAAGGACUUGAAAUUUUAGCCCUUUUUGUUAAUAUGAAGAAAGCAGAUUUGCCAGAACAAGCUCAUAGUAUAGUAAAAGAGUGCAAAGGUUCUCCUCUUGUGGUGUCUUUAAUUGGUGCACUUUUACGUGAUUUUCCUAAUCGCUGGGAUUACUACCUCAGGCAACUUCAGAAUAAGCAAUUUAAGAGAAUAAGGAAAUCUUCAUCAUAUGAUUAUGAGGCUCUGGAUGAAGCCAUGUCUAUAAGUGUUGAAAUGCUCAGAGAAGACAUCAAAGAUUAUUACACAGAUCUUUCCAUCUUUCAGAAAGAUGUUAAGGUGCCUACAAAGGUAUUAUGCAUUCUGUGGGACAUGGAAACUGAAGAGGUUGAAGACAUACUGCAAGAGUUCGUUAAUAAAUCUCUCUUAUUCUGUGAUCGGAAUGGGAAGUCAUUUCGUUAUUAUUUACAUGAUCUUCAAGUAGAUUUUCUUACAGAAAAGAAUCGCAGUCAGCUUCAGGAUCUACAUAAGAAGAUGAUUACUCAAUUUCAGAGGUAUCACCAGCCACAUACUCUUUCUCCAGAUCAGGAGGACUGCAUGUAUUGGUACAAUUUUCUGGCAUUUCACAUGGCCAGUGCGAAUAUGCACAAAGAACUUUGUACCUUAAUGUUUUCUCUGGAUUGGAUUAAAGCAAAAACAGAACUCCUAGGUCCAGCUCAUCUGAUUCAUGAAUUUGUGGAAUACAGGCAUAUACUGGAUGAAAAGGAUUGUGCAGUCUGCGAAAAUUUUCAGGAGUUUUUAUCUUUAAAUGGACACCUUCUUGGACGACAGCCAUUUCCUAAUAUUGUACAACUGGGUCUUUGUGAACCAGAGACUUCAGAAGUUUAUCAGCAAGCAAAGCUGCAGGCCAAGCAGGAGGUUGAUAAAGGAAUGCUUUACCUGGAGUGGAUAAACAAAAAAACCAUCAAGAAUCUCUCCCGCUUGGUUGUCCGCCCCCAUACAGAUGCUGUUUACCAUGCAUGCUUUUCUGAGAAUGGUCAGAGAAUAGCUUCUUGUGGAGCUGAUAAAACCUUACAGGUGUUCAAAGCUGAAACAGGAGAGAAACUUCUAGAAAUCAAGGCUCAUGAGGAUGAAGUGCUUUGUUGUGCAUUUUCUACAGAUGACAAAUUUAUAGCAACCUGUUCAGUGGAUAAAAAAGUGAAGAUUUGGAAUUCCGUGACUGGGCAACUAGUACAUACCUAUGAUGAGCACUCAGAGCAAGUCAACUGCUGCCAUUUCACUAACAGCAGUACUCACCUUCUCUUAGCCACUGGGUCAAGUGACUUCUUCCUCAAACUUUGGGAUUUGAAUCAAAAAGAAUGUCGAAAUACUUUGUUUGGCCAUACAAAUUCAGUCAAUCACUGCAAAUUUUCACCAGAUGAUGAGCUUUUGGCUAGUUGUUCAGCUGAUGGAACAUUAAAGCUGUGGGAUGUGAGAUCAGCAAAUGAGAGGAAAAACAUUAAUGUGAAACAAUUCUUCCUAAAUUCAGAAGAUUCUCAAGAAGAUACAGAAGUCAUAGUGAAAUGUUGUUCGUGGUCUGCUGAUGGUGAUAGGAUAAUGGUUGCAGCAAAAAACAGAAUCCUUGUUUUCGACAUGCAUACCAGUUGUAUAUCGGCAAAAAUCCAUACAGGCCAUCAUAGCACCAUUCAGUACUGUGACUUCUCCCCUCAGAACCAUUUAGCAGUGGUGGCCCUGUCCCAGUACUGUGUGGAGUUGUGGAAUAUAGACUCCUGUUUAAAGGUAGCUGAUUGCAGAGGGCAUUUAAGUUGGGUUCAUGGUGUGAUGUUUUCCCCUGAUGGAUCCUCCUUUUUGACAUCUUCUGAUGACCAAACAAUCAGGGUCUGGGAAACAAAGAAGGUAUGUGAGAACUCUGCUAUAGUGUUAAAGCAAGAAGUAGAUGUUCUGUUUCAAGAAAAUGAAGCAGUGAUCCUUGCAGUUGACAACAGACAACAUCUACAACUCAUUAAUGGAAAAACAGGUCAGAUUGAUUACCUGACUGAAGCUCAAGUUAGCUGUUGUUGUUUAAGUCCAACUCUUCAGUAUAUUGCAUUCGGAGAUGAAGAUGGAGCCAUUGAGAUUUUAGAACUUCUGAACAGAAGAGUGUUCCAAUCCAGAAUGGAGCGCAAGAAAGCACUACGGCACAUCCAGUUCACAGCUGAUGAGAAGGCCCUUAUUUCAAGUUCUGAUGAUUCUGUAAUUCAGGUUUGGAAUUGGCAGUCAGAGGAAUAUGUCUUUCUGCAAGCCCACCAAGAAACAGUGAAAGACUUCCGACUUUUAACAAAUUCAAGAUUGCUUUCUUGGUCAUUUGAUGGAACAGUAAAGGUAUGGAAUAUUAUCACUGGUAGAAUAGAAAAGGACUUUGUGUGUCACCAGGGUACAGUACUUUCUUGUGAUGUUUCUUCUGAUACUACCAAGUUUUCUUCUACCUCUGCCGAUAAGUCUGCAAAGAUUUGGAGUUUUGAACACCUCUCACCUCUUCAUGAGUUGAAGGGCCACGAUGCCUGUGUGCGCUGCUCUACCUUCUCUGUGGACAGUACCUUGCUGGCUACCGGUGAUGACAAUGGAGAAAUCAGGAUAUGGAAUGUUUCAAACGGUGAGCUUCUUCAUUUAUGUGCUCCGAUUUCUGUAGAAGAAGCAGCUGCUACCCAUGGGGGCUGGGUGACCGACCUUUGCUUUUCUCCAGAUAGCAAAAUGCUUGUCUCUGCUGGAGGAUAUAUUAAGUGGUGGAAUGUUGUUACCGGAGAAUCCUCUCAGACCUUCUACACAAAUGGAACUAAUCUUAAGAAAAUACAUGUGUCCCCUGACUUCAAAACAUACGUGACUGUUGAUAAUCUUGGAAUUUUAUAUAUUUUACAGAUUUUAGAGUAAAAUGAUUAGGCAUUAAUAUAGUUGACUUCCUUAAUGUUGAAUUGGAAAAAAAUAAUGAAACUGUAUAUCAACUUUUUAAAAACUGUGAAUUGUUUUCCAGUAUUGCAUUCAUUACAACUGUUUAUGGUUGGGUGAGUACUAUUAAUGUAGCUUUUCCCCAAGUGGACAGACCUUUAAUCUUGGUUUUUAUAUUCAUCAUCUUCAUUAACUACUUGUCCUUAAGAUGCAAAUGAAAAUGUAAAUAUGGGCCUUGUUAUACUGUUGGUAAAUUUUCUUGAUGCAUUCAAAUUGGUUGACAUAAUUAGAAUAAGUCGAAGGGAAUCUAUAUUUUAUAUCAUUGUGUAGGCUGUGCUCGAGGGAACAGUGUUACCCCAAUGUAAGAUAAUGCUAGUUCUCCCAAAUACAAUCUUGGAGCUUAUUUGUACUCCUUAAAUUUUUCUGAAACUGUUAAAGUCUGGGUACACAGUCUUCAACAUUUCCUUUAAUUAACUCAGUAAGUGAACAUUGGAUUUUAGCAGCUCUUUCUAUGAAGCCAAAAUUAUGUGUACAGAGGCUUCCCUGGAGUUCCUGGCAGCCCUGUGCCAUACCUAGAUUUUAGUUGUCAGUACCUGAGUUGGGCACUAUUCUCCUCUAAUCCUUCCUUCCUUCCUUCCUUCCUUCCUUCCUUCCUUCCUUCCUUCCUUCC
Dipodomys spectabilis (banner-tailed kangaroo rat) is the source of this 4663-nucleotide messenger RNA. RefSeq names its product apoptotic peptidase activating factor 1 (gene Apaf1). NCBI's taxonomy places the organism in Eukaryota, Metazoa, Chordata, Mammalia, Rodentia, Heteromyidae. The transcript has 27 exons. Gene Ontology annotation, biological process: apoptotic signaling pathway; regulation of apoptotic process. The coding region runs from base 229 to 3978 and encodes 1249 amino acids. Gene Ontology annotation, molecular function: protein binding; ADP binding. Gene Ontology annotation, cellular component: apoptosome. The record is from RefSeq and is a predicted model, not a curated record.